AUGGAGUUUGAAAAAGUUUGGUUUCGGGAAGCGCGGCACAUCGAGGAGAUUAACGCUACUGAAAGUAAUGUAGUAGACAAAGAACUCUGGUAAGGAGACCAUUUAUUAUUUAAUUAAAAUUUUAGGAGAAAACCGAAAGAUCGGACAAAGACGGUCUCUGUUGCCUUGGUUUUAUGCCUGAAUAUUGCUGUUGAUCCUCCCGAUGUUCCACGAACUGCAAAUGGACCAAGGAAACAGGCUUGGGUUGAACCAGUAUUAUGUAGUCCUCAAAAGUCGGCAAACAAAAUCGCCAUCAGCUUGCAAAGCAACUAUGAGAAGCUGCAACCACGAGCACGGUAAGAUGAACGUUCAAACCGUUUUAGUUUAAAAAAAUUAUUUUAGGUAUAAAACUGCUAUUGAUCCAACAAUAGAAACUGUUAGAAAAUUGUGUCAAAAUCUGCGAAGAAACGCAAAAGAAGAACGGGUUCUGUUUCACUUCAAUGGACAUGGUGUUCCCAGGCCUACCGAUGCGGGAGAGAUCUGGGUCUUCAACCGGACCAUCACUCAGUAUAUUCCUUUAUCCUUGUAUGAUCUCCAAUCUUGGAUGGGAAGUCCAUCAGUCUAUGUCUGGGACUGCAAUUCGGCUGGGACAAUUGUCAACAUGUUCACUCGGUUUGCUGAAGAACAACAAAUCAGAGCACUUCAGGCUGGUUCCAGAGAGUGUAAAUUGGAUGUGGGUUCUUGUUUUGCUGUUUGAGAUUUUUCUUCUUGCCUCUUCUAAUUCUGUUUUUUAGGAGACCAUUCAGAUGGGAGCGUGCAGAGCUGGGGAACUCCUUCCUCAGCAUCCCGAUCUCCCGGCUGAUCUUUUUACUUCAUGCUUGACAACUCCAAUUCAAACUUCUUUACUUUGGUAUAUGGUUAAAACAGGGACCAAAGGAAAGUAUCCGGCGGAUAUAAUCGAGCAGUUACCUGGCCAAUUAACCGACAGGAAGACGGUUCUUGGAGAACUGAAUUGGAUUUUCACUGCAAUUACUGAUACAAUGGCAUGGAAUGCGCUGAGCACUGACACUUUUCAACGACUUUUUAGACAGGUAAGAUGACUAUGAUAUUCUUAUGUUGUUCUUUAGGAUCUUCUGACCGCUUCUUUAUUCCGUAGUUUUCUAUUAGCAGAACGAAUAAUGUUGGAAAAUAGUUGUCAAGUUAUCAGUCAGCCUUCUCUUCCCUCAGUGGCCUCUCAUCCGUUAUGGGAAUAUUGGGACUACACAAUGGAUAUCUGCUUGAACAAUAUCUCAAAUCUUCGAUGCCUUAAACAAAAUAUCUUAUGCUUGGGAAGAAACGAAUUCUUCGUUCGCUCAUUCUUGAAACAUGAUUGUAAGUGUUUUUUUUAUACAAAUUUUGGCUUUAGUGCUUGUCGAGAUCCAACCGUUGGAUUCGGAAGAUGCCAGUAACUUCUUUGUGGAUCAUCUGAAAGCUUUCGAAGUUUGGCUCAAAUUCGGAGUGGAGAAGAAGAGACCUCCAAGUGAGCUGCCGGUUAUACUUCAAGUCCUUCUGAGUCAAUCACAUCGAGUUCAAGCCCUUCAAUUAUUGGCGAAGUUCGUUGAUCUCGGUGCUUGGGCGGUGGGGGCAGCUUUGUCAGUCGGAAUUUUCCCGUAUGUCCUGAAGUUACUCCAAAGUGUUGAUCCCCAUCUCCGAGGUCCUCUGGCUUUUAUUUGGGCCAAGAUCUUAUGUGUUGAUCCUGAAUGUCAACAUGAAUUGAUCAAGGAGAAUGGUUACUUCUACUUUAUCCAGAUCCUCAAUGACAGUAACACCAAACCCAGAAUGAAGAUUGUCCCCGCUUUUGUGAUGGCCACAUUGAUCGACAAAAGAUGUCGCAUAGCCCAGGAGAAAUUAGUGCAAUCAGAUUACAUGACUCUGUGCAUGGAAUUAUUGGCAAGUAAUGAUGUGAUCAAGUGUAAGAUGUUAUGUCUUUGGUUGUUGAUUGGACUCGGUCGUUUAUGGGCUGAAUACGACAAGGCUAGAUGGAAUGCGAUUCGAAAUGUUGCUUAUGAAAGGGCUAUGGAUUUCUUGACAGACGAAUUGCCUGAGGUCAGAGCAGCUGCUGUUUAUGCACUCGGGUGUUUUGUGAGGAAUCGCUCGGUUAAUAAUGAACACGCGACUACUGUAAGUUUCGCUUGUCUGAAAUACAUCUUUUAGAUUGACAACGAAGUUUGUGACAAGAUGUGUGAACAAUGCACAUUCGAUGGGUCAGUUCUGGUCAGAGCGGAACUUGCAGUAGCCAUUCAAUGGUUCCUGAUUGACUUCGAACAACGAUUUUCUGAAUUAUUUAUCCAACUCAACAAGGAAUUCUUUGCCAAACAAUUUGAGAACAUGGAGGUAUGUAUGGAAUUGCGUGUAACUAUGUUUUUUUUUACUUUAGAAAGCACACGCAAUGGAAGCAAAUGGAAAUCUGAGACCAUCGGAAUCGAAGGCAGUCAUACAAUUUGGCGACGAUGACGAAACCUUCCCGGAACAUCUAAAGUAAGCAUUCUUUGAUAUCAGUUAAUUUUAUAAUUUUAGACAAAUGGUGUAUUCGAAUAUGAAAUAUCUGGAGAACAAGGCGUUUAAUGAUCCCUUCGAGAGGAUAUGGUUAUCCUUGUUGUAUCUCUGCUUUGAUUCUUUUCCGUAUGUUGCUACCAUGGCUCGGGUAAGUAUGACAUGCGGGUAUAGAUGUGGUUGCAGAGAUUAAUCAAACAUAUCCACGAAUUGGCCACUCAUAAUCGAGAGCACAAGCUGAAGAAGAUCAAGAGUUCGGCAUCUCCCGACUUUAAGAUUGAUAAGAUGAUAUCUGACAGGAAUCCAAGGGUUAAAUUCUCCAUUGGUUCUCCGAUGUCUGGGAUGGAUCAGGUAUAUUUGGAAGUGUAAAUGAAUUGUAAUCCUCUGAUUUAGAAAGAAGUAGAACAGCUGAAGAAAUGCGCCUCUAUCAAUGACAUGUUAAACAAUGGACUCUUACAGACUUCGUCAACGUCGUUCACCCCGAAGAGGAAUGUAGGUAAAUAGAAGAUGAUGUAUUUAUUUAUUGUAUUUUAGAUUUACGGAUCUCAGUCUGGAAGGUAUACAAGGGUCAGCGAAGAAGUCGUCGAUCAGCCAGUAGAGGCCCUGGUCACUACUCAGUUCUCGGAAUGGUGUUCCAAAUCAUUCCAAGAGCCUAUUUUCAAAACAAUUUAUGAAGAAGUCUCUACUUCAACCAGGAACUCUUUGGUCGACGGAUCUUCUCCGUUUACGAAGGCGAAGCCCACCGAUUGGGCUCUCCAUACCUACGAAGGCCUUAGACAGAAGGCGGCAGCUGAUGUGGAACUCUUCAAGAAUGAGGUGAGUCCUUUCUUUUACUUUUCAUUGGCCAAUGUAUCGAUCUGAAAUUUUAGAAGAUUAAAUGUGAUGUGCAACAUGUCAAUAUCACCGUUCAAAAACCUCAAACGAGCAUGGUUUGGAGUGUUCUAAGACCGUAUCUCUUCACAUGCGAUGGCUCUGUGGUAUCCAUCUUCAAUGCAGACAAAGUCCACAACAUUUCUCCUUUGAAGGCCUCUUUCGAUGCAUCAACGGAGGGUAUAUUAGGAGACACGAUAACCGAUCUCAUGGUUUCCAAUGGCCUCACUCACGAACUGUUGUUGACUGGGUCCAUGAAUGGAGUUCUCAAGGUAUGGGAUCCAAUGUUCCAUGAACAUGGUCAUGAGAUCAAAGGAGAACCACAGUUGAUAACUACAGCACAUUUGAUGAAAGACCAAAGUCGAAUUAAGAUUGGAAAAGAUAACAACAAAAACUUGACGUUGUACAGGUAAAUAUCAAGUUUGUUGUAACGAUUAAGGUUUAGAUGGGACCAAGAAUUUGGAAGACUUGUGACCUCAGGAAAUGUAAGAAUCUGUAGGAUUUGGGAUGCAUGGGCCGAGCAAACCCAAAGGGAUAUCAAUCUGAAGACGAAGAACGAAGUUGUGUCGGCGUUAUCCGUCAGUCUGACAAGUAAUCUGAUAAGUUGCGGUAAGUUGUUAGCUGUGCUACAGGUGACGUGCUACAAGUGCGACGCUCAGAUUUUAAAAAAAUUUGGCGCAAGUUUAGAUGCACUUUUUCUAACGUGUAUGCAAGACUUCUAGCCCGUGCUUUGUAGAAACGACCGGCAUUUUUCACUCGAAAUUUUGCAAAAAAUAUGACUCUACUAAUUUUGGCAUGACAAGUGCAGUUAAAGAAAAUCUGUACGCCGCGCUUGGACUACUUCUCUUUCUAAUUCGAUGAAAAUUUUAUUUUUGUUGCUUAUAAAAUUUUCAGGUUUCCGAGAUGGUGUCGUUAAUGUCCUCGAUAUCCGAUUGCCUCCGGAGGAAUGUGAGAUAAUGAAGUUCCACGAUUUCCGGUCGACCAUUCUUGGAUCAGCGAUCACCCCGGACAACCAAGGGAUCAUCGUGGGAGCGGCUGAUGGAGACUUCCGAGUCUGGGAACCUCGGAUGUAUCAAGAGCCGGUGGUCGAGUUCAAUGUCUUCAAGGACACAUUCGCCUCCCCUCCCCCAACCAUGAGGUUCACUUCCAUCCAGAAACAGAAAACUUUCCAUUCAGUUUAUGCAUUGGACAUACAAUCUUAUGGCCAACUUAUUUCUUGUGCAACCAGCGAUGGAUUUGUUCGUCUCUUUGAUGUUUGUGGAAAGAAAUGCUUGGCCCAUACCAGAUACGGGCCUGAGUCUACCAAAGUAGGUCCGUCGUCGGUUCGAUUCCACUCACACAAGGUGAUAAUUGGGUUCGGGAAUGAGAAAUCGGUCUGUGCCUUCGGGGCACCCAAUUUUUAA
Molecule: messenger RNA, 4784 nt
Organism: Bursaphelenchus xylophilus (pine wood nematode)
Lineage: Eukaryota; Metazoa; Nematoda; Chromadorea; Rhabditida; Aphelenchoididae
Source: the annotation of a GenBank genome assembly